Stegostoma tigrinum is the source of this 3852-nucleotide messenger RNA. It is a transcript of the gene brox, whose product is annotated as BRO1 domain and CAAX motif containing. The record is from RefSeq and is a predicted model, not a curated record. The transcript has 12 exons. The coding region runs from base 554 to 1789 and encodes 411 amino acids. NCBI's taxonomy places the organism in Eukaryota, Metazoa, Chordata, Chondrichthyes, Orectolobiformes, Stegostomatidae.
UACGUCUGCUGAAGCUGAGAAGGGCGGAGAUAUCGUCCGGCAAUGGGCACCCCGUGAUAAGCUUUUAUUAUAUUUUUAAAAAAUCAAAAACAAAGGCAGGCGGAACGGUUUCGGAGAAUUCGUCGAAGAUGAAAAGAAAAUUACAAGGAGAGUAUCAGCAUUCAGUUGUCUAACUGGAGGAUGUGAUCUCCAGGAGAGCGAUUGACGUCAGCGCGCAGUCUCCCUCGAGCUGUUCCUGGUUUCCGGCUUCUACCAGCGUCCAACCGAAACUCCCCGGUGUCAGCCCGGUCCCGAUGUACCCGAUACCCACUUCUCCCGAGCCACUGUGAGAGGCCAUCCCUCCAGUCCCGGUGUGUGGAGACAGGCUGCCGCGUCCUCUUCCUCCAGUCCCGGUGUGCAGAGACAGGCCGCUCGCACUCCUCCCGGUCUCGGUGUGUUGGAGUAGGCCUCUCGCCCUCUCUUUCCUCCCCUCCGCACCCCCCCCCCCCCCAUCCCGAUCUACACAGUAUUUUGAAGCAGGCAGCUUCGUUCUGCAUCCAGUCGGUAAACGACAAUGACGCACUGGUUUCAUCGGAACCCGCUGAAGGCGACGGCCCCGGUUUCCUUCAACUUUUACGGAGUUGCCACGAACACCGCCGCGGCGAAGAUCUGCAAUGACUUGAGAAGCACAAGGCUGAAACUUCUGGAGUUAUUCACAGAUGUGAAUUGUAACGUGGACAUGAUGAAAAAUGCAAUGGAUGCUUAUUUUUCUCUUUUACAAGGUUUCAUAUCAUCCUUGGAUGGCACAACACAAGAAAACAAACUGCGUUUCAUUCAGAACUUCAAAUGGACUGACACUUUACAUGGAAAUAUUGUAAGUGCCCAGCAGGAUGCUAUCUUUGAUCUGGUUUCCAUGGAGUUUAACAUAGCUUUGUGGCAUACCAAAUAUGCCUCCAGACUAGCUGGAAAGGAGGAUAUAACAGUGGAUGAAGCAAAAGACGUGCACAGAAGCUUGAGGAAUGCAGCUGGAAUCUUCAAACACAUUAAGGAAGGUGAAGUAAGCAGGCUUGUUACAGCACCUGAGAAAGGGAAGGAUCUUGAAUCACGGGUUCUAGAUACCUACAUCAUUCAGUGCCAAGCUGAGGCUCAAGAAGUGACCAUCGCAAGAGCCAUUGAAUUGAAGCACAACUCUGGUCUGAUUGCAGCUCUGGCCUAUGAAACAGCCAAUUUCUAUCAGAAGGCGGAUCACACUCUUACCACCUUGGAUCCAACUUACACAGGAAAAUGGAGGAAGUAUUUACAGCUUAAGAACUCCUUCUACAUGGCUUAUGCAUAUUGUUACAAUGGCCAGACCCUGUUGGCCAGUGACAAAUGUGGGGAAGCCAUCCGAUCACUAGAAGAAGCAGAGAAGUAUUACUCCAAGGCAGAGGCUCUGUGCAAGGAAUAUGGUCAAACAAAAGGGCCAGGAUCAACAGCCAAACCAUCCGAGCACUUGUUCUUUAGGAAGUUGGGAACAUAUAUCAGAAACACCCUAGAAAAGUGUCAGAGAGAGAAUGGGUUCAUCUACUUCCAGAAAGUUCCUCCAGAGGCUCCACAGCUGGAGCUGAAGGCCAACUAUGGUUUGGUGGAGCCCCAGUCAUUUGAGCUUCCAGCACUGAGCAGUCAGUGGACCCAGGACGUGUACACUGCAUUCGAUAUUACUAAAGGCCCCAAGGAUGACAAGGCUAAGGAUAAAAAGGAAGAAGAGGUGAAGCCAGUGAAGGAGCCAGACCUGAAACCCCAGAAAGACACGGGCUGCUUGAUUUCUUAAGGAGACAAUCAAACAUGAUUCAACUGUCUGAAUGAUGCCUGCACUCGCUCCAUAAAGUGCAUGGCUAGUCUCUCAGUAGGACCUUGUUUAAGUGGCCAUCAACCAUGACUUCCUGGUUUCCCUUCACCCCACUCCUGCUUCCUGUAUAAUGUCUGCACUUUUAAACAAUUGUUAACCAGAGUCAAGUCAGAAGUAAAGCAAAAAAAAGUUCCAGUUUUCUGGCUUUUCUCUGUUCGUGUCCAAGAUGAGGAUUGAGUUACCCUUCUGGUCAAUUUUGGCGUAUCCUGGAAACGUCCAGUUUGUAUCAUCCUCAAGAACUUGCUGCCAAGAGACUGACACAGACAAAUUAGUUUGGACCCUAUCAGUGAUUCGCUUUGUUGUUGGGACUUCAUUAAAAUGCUGGCCUUGAGCAUCUACCUGCUUGUGCCCCAGCAAGACUGUAAAAACACUAAUUUUUUGAAUUCUAAACUUGUAUCUCACAUUCAAAGCUUGGUUUUGAUUACUUAUGUUAAUUAUUUGGUGUUAAUUUAUUCUUUUCACUUCCAUAAACCCUACGUUCAUGUCCAUGCUUUUCCUGUCGCUAAUUCAUAUUCCUGAAUUUCUCCCCCCGCAGCAUAGUUUACUGUGGCAAUUAAGGCUAGAGGUGGGGCAAUAAGCUAUAACCACCAAACUGCUUGAUUACACAAUGCGGACAAUACCAGUCGGCUUUGGUAUUCGAGAGGGAGGAGGUUCACUUUUUCAUGGGAUUACUUAAUCAGGCCUUGCGUAUGAUUCUUCCCUUUCCUCAAAUCUGCUCUAAUUUUCAGUGUCAGGCUAAUUCCAAGUUGAUUUUUAUAUCCUAUUCACAUAGUACUCAAACCCUGCCUUCUCAAAUAAGUAUGUAAAUGGAAUGGGGAAAGACAUUCAGCUCUCCAUUUCCCUCUUACUCCUUCCACUCCCAAUUGUCACCGAAAUCAUUUGGAUUUUCUGCUCUACUGCCUGUCCAGUUGAAGAAGUAUUAAACAUUUUAGUUUGCGUGUCAAUCAGUGAUGCUCCUGUCUUUCGAAAGAAGAACAAAGAAAAUGUAAAUGAAUAUAUAUUACACAUACAGCUAUAAAUGUAGUAAAAAAUAUUGAAUUUUAUAAUUUUUUGGGAAGGGGAACUUAACUAGUAGGUUUUGUUUUAAAUAAGUUUUGCAGUCAGAUCGGGAAUAAAAACAGUGCUGGAGAAAUUCAGCAGGUCUGACAGCAUGUGUGGAGAGAGAAACUGUUACAGUUUUGAAUCAAUACCUUUUGUUCCCAGUUGGGAUUUCCUGUCACUAGCAUGCAUCCACCGGCUGAGAUUUUAGUCUUCCCUAAGAUAGAUGAGAGGAAAAAAUAAUCAGCCAAGGUUUAUGUACCAACUGCUCACCACUGCGUGUAUUUAUAAUGUUCAUAACAGUUAAAGAAUCCAAUCUUAACUCUGUGUAACACUGAAGGGCUGAUGGCCCAGAAUGAAUUUGUGCCAGGGGCUAGGUCAGUGUGCUGAAGUGAAGAUGUUGCUGGUGUUUGGGCUGUUUCAUAGGAUUAGCGAUCCGUGGCUAGUCCCUGGCUGGAGUUUUGGGCUGCAUACAAGAGCAUUCUCAGGCUGUAGGUUGGUGGGACAGGUAAGUAUUGCUUUGUUGACUGUGGGUGAUCCUGAAGGAGGGUGUACACCAGCUCUGAGUAGUUCCGAUUCCAGGCAUGGGCUCCUUUACCUGUUUUGCCAUUUUAAAUAAUGGGUGACCUCCUUUGGAGACUCUGGUCAAAACAGAGAGAGGACUGCACCUGGUUGGCAUUAACUGGAAUCUGCAUUUAUCUGUCAUGAACCCUUGCAUGUUAAAAAGACUUAAUUCAGAAUUGAAAUCAAUGAGGAAAGUGAUGUAAACCUGAGUGAAGGGAGAGAAAUGAAGGUUUAUGUAUCAUAUUGGUCAGUACUGACCCUGAAAUAUUCCUAUUCCUUCAGCUUGGUGUUAAGUGCUGGUUUAUCAUGUAAUCUUUUGAUUAACGAGAUGAUGUAAUCAAUUUAUUGCUUAGUUAAAAAUAAACACAUUUAUACCAUUUAAA